Messenger RNA from Lacerta agilis (Sand lizard), 498 nucleotides. RefSeq names its product follicle stimulating hormone subunit beta (gene FSHB). Gene Ontology annotation, biological process: G protein-coupled receptor signaling pathway. NCBI's taxonomy places the organism in Eukaryota, Metazoa, Chordata, Lepidosauria, Squamata, Lacertidae. The record is from RefSeq and is a predicted model, not a curated record. Gene Ontology annotation, molecular function: hormone activity. The transcript is spliced from 2 exons. Bases 6 to 401 code for a protein of 131 amino acids. Gene Ontology annotation, cellular component: cytoplasm; extracellular region.
ACAGGAUGAAGCCGAUUAAUUUAUUUGCCGUGCUGCUUUUCUGGGAAACUGUUUGCUGCAAUCACUGCCAACUGUCCAAUGUCACAAUAGCACUGGAGAAGGAAGAGUGUGGCUUCUGCAUCAGCGUGAACGCAACAUGGUGCUCUGGCUACUGCUUCACAAAGGAUCUAAUUGAUCAGAGCCUAGCAAUGAGAUAUGUCCAGAACAUCUGCACAUUCAAGGCAGUUGUGUACGAGACUAUCAAGAUCCCAGGCUGUGAUGGUCAAGCAGAAUCAUUUUAUUCCUACCCAGUGGCAACAGGAUGUCACUGCGGGACCUGCAACUCUGACAUCACCGACUGCACCCGGAGAGGCUUGGACCCGAAUUAUUGUUCGUAUGAUCAAUAUGAGAUCAGCGAGUGAAGCUUCCUAGAUUCCUUGUCUUUCUCGUCUUGCAAAAACUGUAAUGAAUGUCUGGGAAAGGGGCAAUGUGUGCAGAUAUUACAGUACGGUUGCAUCU